Paralichthys olivaceus (Japanese flounder) is the source of this 480-nucleotide messenger RNA. NCBI's taxonomy places the organism in Eukaryota, Metazoa, Chordata, Actinopteri, Pleuronectiformes, Paralichthyidae. The record is from RefSeq and is a predicted model, not a curated record.
AUUUUUUGUGCAUAGGUGUCUGCUGCAGGGGGCAGAGCUCUCUCUGGCAUCAGGUCGGCGGUACGGUCUGAUUGGUCGUAACGGUUUGGGGAAGACAACGCUGCUGAAGAUGUUGGCGAGUCGUAACCUCCGUGUCCCGGCUCACAUCUCUAUCCUCCAUGUGGAACAGGAAGUUGCUGGGGAUGAGACGGCGGCGCUGCAGAGCGUCCUGGAGAGUGAUACGCAGAGAGAGGAGCUGCUGGACGAGGAGAAGAGGCUGAACGCUCGCAUCGCCAACGGAACUGCUGAAGGGAUGGAGAGCGUUCGACUGUCGGAGAUCUACGUCAAACUGGAGGAGAUCGAAGCCGACAAAGCCCCGGCCCGAGCUUCCGUCAUCCUGGCAGGUCUCGGGUUCUCUCCCAAAAUGCAACAGCAGAUGACGAGGGAGUUCUCAGGAGGAUGGAGGAUGAGGUUGGCGUUGGCCCGAGCUCUGUUUGCUCG